Molecule: messenger RNA, 3033 nt
Organism: Lachancea lanzarotensis
Lineage: Eukaryota; Fungi; Ascomycota; Saccharomycetes; Saccharomycetales; Saccharomycetaceae
Gene: GPI13
Product: LALA0S01e13542g1_1
Exons: 1
Coding region: 1-3033 (1010 amino acids)
Biological process (GO): GPI anchor biosynthetic process
Cellular component (GO): endoplasmic reticulum membrane
Molecular function (GO): mannose-ethanolamine phosphotransferase activity
Source: RefSeq, a predicted model, not a curated record
AUGUCCUCAAUCGAUGCGAGCGAUGAACGCAAGGUCAGAAAACGGGUAUUCAAUACCUCGAUUGAAGACAAACGGCUGCAUUGGUCCAGACUGCACCGGUUUAAGACCACCCACAGACUGUACAUAUAUCUCAUCAGCUCGUUGGCCAUUCUCCAAUUCAUUGCCAUAGCAUUUUUCGCCAGAGGGUUUCUACUCACCCGCAAUGUUCUCGAUAACGUAGCUACCGAUAGCCCGGUGGAGCCCAAGUUCGACAAAUGCGUCAUUUUGGUCAUCGAUGCCCUCAGAUUCGAUUUUACCAUUCCUGUAGAUCCAAGCGAUUUUGGAUACAACAGCAACCACCACAACAAUCUAGAGGUUUUCAAAAAUGGUCACGGAACUGACCAUUCGUCACUGUUGCUGAAAUUCAUCGCUGACCCUCCUACCACCACCUUGCAGCGGCUAAAGGGCCUCACCACCGGAUCGCUGCCAACGUUCAUAGACGCAGGCUCGAAUUUCGAUGGCUCAGUGAUAGACGAGGACAAUUUUAUCAAACAGCUUUCUUUGAAUAACAAGACAGUCUAUUUCGCGGGCGAUGACACUUGGGACGCACUGUUCAGACCGUUUCUGUCUCCCAACAGUGAACCUUUCGAGUCUCUCAACGUGUGGGAUUUGGACACCGUCGACAACGGCGUAAUGCGCUAUUUCGAAAACCAUCUCUUGAACGAAACAGCUAUCCCUGCAAACUGGGAUGUCCUGAUCGGACAUAUGCUCGGGAUCGACCACGUUGGCCACAAAUACGGCCCCGACCAUUUCACCAUGAAGGAAAAGCAGCUACAGGCCAACAGAUUCAUCGAACGUAUAUGUGAGAGCAUAGACGACAAAACGCUGUUGGUUGUCAUGGGUGAUCACGGUAUGGACCAUACCGGAAACCAUGGAGGAGACUCAAAGUCGGAGCUCGAAGCCGCACUUUGGCUAUACUCCAAGAGACCAAACAUGUGGAACCACUUAUCACCAGACCAUUACGAUACCACGUCCUUGGGUGAAAAUCACCGCCGUGUGAACCAGAUCGACUUGGUCUCAACACUUUCCUUACUCUUGGGGCUGCCCAUAUCUUUCAAUAAUCUGGGUUGGCCUAUUCAAGAAAUUGCAGCCACUGCAGAAGAAUUGAAGCUAUACCAUGAGGUGACUUUAAACCAAAUAAAGAGUUACAGUGACGCAAGCGGUGUGAUCACGAAUUUUGACAAAGCGGAGCAUUUACAAGACCUUUGGGAAAAAUCAAUUAAUGACAUUUCCUUUGCUCCCGAAUACCAAAAAUAUUUUUUAGAGUCUUGCAAGGAUUUGUGGGCCAGGUUUGACUACUGGAGCAUUGUAGUGGGCAUAUUUUUCCUAGCCACGUCCCUCGUACUAUUGAUAAUUAUCACAAAACUUGUACCCUCAAUUGUUAUCGGACAGAUGGUCUCUGAAUUUGUGCCAACGAUUGCAAUUAUGACAUUAGUAUCAAACGUUUGUUUCAAUGGAAUUUUCCACGUUUUACAUCAGCCCGUUUUUUUCGAGAAUUGGCUCUGGUGUACAUUAUUUUCAACAGCGGUAGGGAUAAGUGUGGGAUUUUUCCUCACCAUUUUUGACCGCUACACCGUCGCGUGGAUCGGACGUAAGUUUUUGGAGGAUCUUUCCGAUUAUUGGUCUAGGAUCGCAGCUCUUUUUAUCACACUACAUGCCGUUCUUUUCACUUCAAACUCUUUUACCAUUUGGGAAGAUAGAAUUGUAAGCUUUUUGCUGGCUACCUUGGGCAUGUUGACAUUAUACGAAUUUGUAUUUCUGCCUAAAAGACGUUUGACCACUGCUCUUUUAGCAGCUGCAAUGGGGGAAGAAAAAAAAUCUCCACAAAAGAAACAGCCGUUAGACUCCGAAUCAUCUCCGCUUGGUAGAUUCGCUCGUCUCGUUGGAGGCUACCAUUCGAUCGUCUUAAUUACAUGUACCAGAUUGGCUUCCAUGAUCACCAUUUGUCGAGAGGAACAAGGUGAGUUUUGCACUCCAACAUUCACAACAGCCAACAAUUACUCCUAUUGGGGUCUAAUGCUAUGCUUGACCGCUGUCGCGUUCCUGCCCUCAUGCUUGAAAGGCUACUAUAACAUUUGUUCAUCUUAUCAAGCGGCGGCUCCGAUUUGGAUUAGUCAAUUCCUACGUUGGGUACUUUUGACCAAUUUUGUUUACUGGUCGAUAUGCGCGAUGGAGAACAAUAUUCCAGACCUGGCCUGGGACCUGAAGGUAUUCAAGCUCACAAUAUCCAGAAUAGUUGCAGGGUUUUCCCUUAUAGCUGCCAAUGUAGGUUGGAUGAUGGGACCACUCUGCGUAAAAUUGAACAUUCACAACAACGAUGUCAAGUCUCAACAAGCCACAAUCCUAGGGUAUGCCAACGUAUACGGUUCACAAUUCUUUUUAUUGGUCAUCAACUUUUUCAUGUGCAUCAUGUUGUUCAACAAGCCUCUUGCACAGAUUUCUCUCUUUCUGAUGUGCAAUCAACUGUUGUCAAUUCUUGAGAUCGUUGAUCUUCUAAAGUUGAAGGAAAAUCUAAUUGGCCCUGUGUCCUUAGGCUUACUUGCAUAUCAACAGUUUUUCUCUACCGGUCAUCAAGCAACAAUACCAGCUGUGCAGUGGGACGUCGGAUUCGUACUCACUGAACGCAUAACCUUUCCGUUCACGCAUUUGGGCAUCGUGAUGAAUACUUUUGGGCCUCACAUCAUUAUUGCUCUAUCAGUCGCACUUCUGACCCUUUGGAAACAGCCGCCUACAGUUCUGAAGCCCCAGACCCUUUUAGCUCGCGUGGUCUCAAACUGUGGUAUGCUUCUAAUCUACAAUACUGUUCUGUGUUUAAGCUCGUUUGUGUGGGUGACACACUUCAGAAGACACUUGAUGGUAUGGAAGAUCUUUUGUCCAAGAUUUAUGUUCGCAAGCUUGAGUCUGAUAGUGUUACAAGUAAUCAUUACUCUCGUGACUAUUGCAUUCGCAAGCGGCAGACUGAUCAGACAAAUCAACAACCUAUUUUGGGCGUGA